GCGCUUUUGGCGGUGUUGACGUUAGCUGGUGUAGCUAGCGGUAGCUUAGAGAUUUCAUGGAUGUUUUUGUGUUUUAUUAGCUCUGAUAUUUUGAAUAAUCAUCUGCAGCGAUGAUCCACGAGUUGCUGCUUGCUUUAAGUGGAUAUCCUGGUACCAUAUUCACGUGGAAUAAACGGAAUGGGUUGCAGGUGUCCCAGGACCUGCCAUUUCUCCAUCCGAGUGAAACCAGCGUCCUGAACCGCCUGUGUAAAAUGGGCACCGACUACAUGCGUUUCACCGAGUUCAUAGAGCAGCACACAGGCCACGUCCACCAACAGGAGCACUACUCGAACCAGCCGAGCCAAACUGGGCUUCAUGGGAUAUACCUGCGGGCUUUCUGCACCGGCCUGCAUUCCAUGUUGCAGCCUUAUAGACAAGCCUUACUGGACCUUGAGCAAGAGUUUCUCGGCGAUCCACAUCUCUCCAUUUCACAUGUAAACUACAUGCUGGAACAGUUUCAGUUGCUCUUCCCAUCUGUGAUGGUUGUCGUGGAGACCAUCAAAUCUCAAAAGAUUCAUGGCUGCCAGAUCCUGGAGACUGUUUACAAGCACAGCUGUGGAGGACUGCCCCCUGUCCGGAUGGCCUUAGAAAAGAUUCUUGCAGUGUGCCAUGGUGUGAUGUAUAAGCAACUGGCUGCAUGGAUGCUUCAUGGGCUUCUGCUGGACCAGAGUGAAGAGUUCUUUGUGAAGCAGGGCCCCAGCGCAGGAGGAGCUGCAGCAGCGCAGGAGGAAGAGGAGGAGGACCUCGGCAUCGGAGGCCUGAGUGGGAAACAACUCAGAGAGCUGCAGGACCUGAGACUGAUUGAGGAGGAGAACAUGCUUGCUCCUUCACUCCAGCAGUUCUCCUUGCGUGUUGAGAUGCUUCCAUCAUACAUUCCUGUCCGAGUGGCUGAAAAAAUCCUCUUUGUUGGGGAAUCAGUUCAGAUGUUUGAGAACCACAACCAGAGUCCAUCCAGAGCUGGCUCCAUACUGAAACACCAAGAGGACAUGUUUGCUGCAGAGCUCCACAGACUCAAACAGCAGCCACUUUUCAGCCUGGUGGACUUUGAGAAUGUCAUAGAUGGCAUACGAAGCACAGUUGCUGAGCAUCUCUGGACUUUGAUGGUUGAGGAAUCUGACCUUUUGGGACAACUGAAGAUCAUAAAGGAUUUUUAUUUGUUGGGACGUGGUGAACUGUACCAAGUCUUCAUUGAUCUUGCUCAGCAUAUGCUUAAAACUCCUCCGUCAGCUGUGACAGAACAUGAUGUCAAUGUGGCCUUCCAGCAAGCAGCUCAUAAGGUUCUCCUUGAUGAUGACAACCUGUUGCCUCUCUUGCAUCUCACCAUUGACUAUCAAGGGAAAGACGCCAAAGAGGCUUCUGGGAAUCGAGAGGGCACCACGCCUCCUCAGGAGUCUUCUCCUCGAGAGGCCCCGUCCACAGGCUGGGCGGCACUGGGAUUGGCCUACAAGGUGCAGUGGCCACUGCACAUUCUCUUCACUCCUGCUGUGCUGGAAAAGUACAAUGUAGUGUUUCGUUACCUGCUCAGUGUGCGUCGGGUUCAGUCUGAGCUUCAGCACUGCUGGGCUCUGCAGAUGCAGCGGAAGCACUUAAAGUCAAACCAGACGGAUGCAGUCAAAUGGAGACUGCGCAACCACAUGGCCUUCCUGGUAGAUAACCUGCAGUAUUACCUACAGGUGGACGUGCUGGAGUCCCAGUUUUCACAGCUCUUGCAGCAGAUCAACUCUACACGAGACUUUGAGAGCAUUCGGCUGGCUCAUGACCAUUUCCUCAGUAAUCUCCUAGCCCAGUCCUUCAUCCUGCUCAAGCCAGUGUUUCACUGUUUGAAUGAGAUUCUGGAUCUGUGUCACAACUUUUGUUCACUAGUGAGUCAGAAUCUGGGGCCACUGGAUGAGAGAGGAGCAGCUCAGCUGGACAUUAUGGUCAAGGGUUUUAGCCGCCAGUCGUUCCUGCUGUUUAAGAUCCUGUCCAGUGUGCGUAACCACCAAAUUAAUUCUGAUCUGGCUCAGCUGCUCCUGCGACUAGACUACAACAAAUACUACACACAGUCUGGAGGCACUCUGGGAAGUUUUGGGCUCUAAGACUGAACCUGGAGGACUCAAUCCAAGUGUUCUUGGCAGACACUGGUGAACAAAGUGUAAUAUGAAGAGGCCAAAUAUGUAAUAAGGCAGAGGUCAUUUACUUUGUGUUGUAAAUAUGACUUGUCUUAGUGUGGAUGGCAUUUUUCCUUGAAAUGACCUUCAGUUGUAUAAUACUGUUGUAAAUACUGUUUGGUGCUUCUGUUCCUCCCUGAAUUGUAAAAUAAAGCUAACCAGAAAAAGAAACA
Molecule: messenger RNA, 2362 nt
Organism: Colossoma macropomum (tambaqui)
Lineage: Eukaryota; Metazoa; Chordata; Actinopteri; Characiformes; Serrasalmidae
Gene: tubgcp4
Product: tubulin, gamma complex associated protein 4
Biological process (GO): mitotic cell cycle; microtubule nucleation; cytoplasmic microtubule organization
Cellular component (GO): spindle pole; centrosome; gamma-tubulin complex
Molecular function (GO): gamma-tubulin binding; microtubule minus-end binding
Source: RefSeq, a predicted model, not a curated record